Molecule: messenger RNA, 1734 nt
Organism: Cricetulus griseus (Chinese hamster)
Lineage: Eukaryota; Metazoa; Chordata; Mammalia; Rodentia; Cricetidae
Source: RefSeq, a predicted model, not a curated record
UCCAACCAUCCCGUGUCUCCCUGAGUGCAUCCACCCAAUGGCCAUCCCCAAGUGCCCUCUGAGCCCAGUACUCUGGGAACAGGACAGCCUCCUUCAAGUGAAAGUGAAAGAGGAGGACGAAGCCGGCCUCUCCCAGAGCCACGGAGCUAGCCCUAGCCCUACCGCCCAUCCUGAGGCCGCACGCCUGCGCUUCCGGCACUUCCGCUAUGAGGCGGCCUCCAGCCCCCAUCAGGCGCUCGCACAGCUUCGAGAGCUGUGUUGCCAGUGGCUGAGGCCGGAGUCGUCCUCCAAAGAACAGAUGCUGGAGUUGCUGGUGCUGGAGCAGUUCCUGGGUGCCCUGCCCCCCGAGAUCCAGACCUGGGUGGGGGCUCAGUGCCCCAAGAGCGGAAAGGAGGCUGCCGUUCUGGUGGAGGAUCUGACUCAGCUGCUGGACAAGAGAGGUGCUGGGAUUACAGGCCUGUGCCGCCACAGCCAGCUUGAGGUGGUACUAGGGAUCAAACCCAGGGCUUUCGUGCAUGUAGGAUGGGAGCCAGGAGUGGGACAUGAAGAGGCAAGUUGCAAGCAGAGCAAUUCAGAUGAGUUACAACCACCGGACAUGGCCACCGAAACACUCAUAGGAGGUGUUUCCCCCAGAUCCACCAUUGCCCACACUUGUAAACCCGAGAGCAGCUGUGAGAGCCAGCCAGAGCUCCUGGGAGCACUCUGGAUGAAGUCUGCGGCCCAAGAGAUGGAUUUCAGAAAAGACCUGGGGCCUCACAUGGAUGCCUCAGGGAACAGUUCCAACUUGUGGUCCAGCUUCCCUUCCCAAGACAGGGCCUCUUCCGUGGAGAGAUUUGGCCCGCUGUGUGAUUAUGGGACAGUGCCCCCAGAUACGUCCUCGGGAAAGAAGUACGGUGACUGUUUGAGAACAUUCACCACUACGCCAGCCCUGGAAGCCCACCAGCAGAGCCACUCUCAGAAGAUGCCCUACGCCUGUAUCGAGUGUGGGAAGGCCUUCAGCAGGAGCACCCACCUUGCCCAGCACCAGGUUGUCCACACAGGUGCAAAGCCCCAUGCGUGUAAAGAGUGUGGGAAAGCCUUCCGACGAGUCACCCACCUGACCCAGCACCAGAGGGUCCACACUGGGGAGAAGCCCUAUAAGUGUGAGGAGUGUGGGAAAACCUUCAGCCGCAGCACCCACCUCACCCAGCACCAGCGGGUCCACACCGGGGAGCGGCCUUACGAGUGUGACAUGUGCGGCAAGGCCUUCAGCCAGAGCACCCACCUGACCCAGCACCAGCGCAUCCACACCGGGGAGAAGCCCUACCGGUGUGAAGUGUGCGGGAGAGCCUUCAGUGACUGCUCGGCGCUGGUCCGCCCCCUGAGGAUCCACUCUGGAGAGAAGCCCUACCGGUGUAAGGACUGCCCCAAGGCCUUCGCCCAGAGCUCCUCCCUCACUGAGCACCAGCGGACCCACACGGGAGAGAAGCCUUACAAGUGCAGCGACUGUGGCAAAGCCUUCAGCCGCAGCUCAGCCCUCAUGGUGCACCUCAAGAUCCACAUCACUGUGCUCCCGUGACUGGAAGCACCACGGCACAGCCUCCCUCAGAGGCUCGACAUCUAAGAAACCCGGAACUCCACAGGAACCAGGAACCCCACUGGUUGGUAACUGUGGCACCCAGGGUCUCAGGGCAGACUGGGGCCAUCCGGGGAGCUCCUCUACAUUUGAGAUCCCAGGUGAAGUCCCCUCGUGAA